AUGGAAUCUCUUGGCGAUGAGCCCUGGGACGUGGUGAUCUGCGGUACAGGUCUGCAGCAAUCACUUCUUGCACUAGCUCUAUCGAGAUCCGACAAGCGCAUUUUGCAUCUUGAUCCCAAUGACUACUACGGCCAACAUGAGGCUGCCCUGACUCUGCAGGAAGCGGACCGCUUCGCAAGUGCUCAUGCCGAAGCAAAGCCUAGUGGUGGAGUUUUCCGGAAUGCCACAACGUGGAAACAUCCCGAGGCUGAAGCCAACGGACUGGCCUUUCCUCGAGCAUACUCGCUUGCUCUGGCUCCGCAGAUCAUUCAUACCAAAUCCAAGUUGUUGUCGCAGCUGGUAUCGUCCAAGGCUUUUCGGCAGGUGGAAUUCUUAGCAGUUGGCUCUUUUUUCGUAUAUGAGCCAUCCAAGGAUGCCUCGCCCGCAAGACUCUCCCGCAUCCCCAGCAGCCGUGAAGAUGUGUUCGCAGAGUCGUCUAUUUCCGCCAAGUCUAAGCGAGCCCUGAUGAAGUUCUUAAAGUUUGUGAUGGACUACGACUCCGAUGAGCAAAAAGAAUCCUGGCAACCACAUGCCGAUUCGCCCCUUUCCGACUUCUUGACUAGCCAAUACAAGCUUGAUGAUACUCUACGCAACCACAUUCUCGCACUGACAUUGACAUUAGAUGGUAAGAUCACCGUCAAGGACGGACUAUCUACUCUCAGUCGCCACUUGACCUCUACGGGUCUCUUUGGGCCUGGUUUCUGUGCUGUCUACCCAAAGUGGGGAGGUCUUUCGGAAGUUGCCCAAGUUGCUUGUCGUGCCGGAGCUGUAGGUGGCGGUAUCUACAUGCUCGAAACUGGCAUGAAAAUUAGUACAGCCAAGGAGCAAGACAAAGUCACGCUUGAUCUUUCGAAUGAUAUCUCUGUCCAAGCCUGUUCGAUCUUCUCAUCUCCAGAUACUAAAUCUGACAGACAAGGCAUCAGCAGGCUCGUCGCUGUCGUCAAGUCACCCCUCAAACAUUUGUUCGAGGUGGUAGUAGAAGGUUCUCCAACGCCUGCUGUGGCCGUGGUCGCUUUCCCCACCACUGCAAUAAACUCUCCCGAGUCCGCGACCAACAACCCCGUUUAUGCUAUGGUGCACUCCAGCGAUACAGGCGAAUGCCCCCAUGGUCAAAGUACCAUAUAUCUCACAACACUGGCUUCCCCUACAUCCAAGGAUAUACUAGAAAAGGCCCUCGGACUUCUUCUUCACUCUUCGUCCGCUGAUGAACAAGCACCUGUUAGUCUAUACAAGCUCUACUACGAGCAGCAGGGCAGUGCUCAAGCAGCUUCAACGGAUACUAUCGGCUCAGUACCAAAAUUUUCGUUUCCGUCACUUCCUGUCGAUCUUGCUCUGGACGACACCAGCCUCGAUACGGUUCUGGAGGCUUGGAAGGUAGCCAUGGGGGACAAGGCACAAGAGGACGAGUAUAUGGUUUUCGAGGACCGAGAAGGCGCAGAUGCUCAGGAUGACGACAUAUACGAGUGA
This is a messenger RNA of Truncatella angustata, 1506 nucleotides long. RefSeq names its product GDP dissociation inhibitor. The record is from RefSeq and is a predicted model, not a curated record. The transcript has 3 exons. Gene Ontology annotation, molecular function: GDP-dissociation inhibitor activity. The coding region runs from base 1 to 1506 and encodes 501 amino acids. Gene Ontology annotation, cellular component: Rab-protein geranylgeranyltransferase complex; cytosol; cytoplasm. Gene Ontology annotation, biological process: protein geranylgeranylation; vesicle-mediated transport; small GTPase-mediated signal transduction. Lineage: Eukaryota; Fungi; Ascomycota; Sordariomycetes; Amphisphaeriales; Sporocadaceae.